This is a messenger RNA of Amaranthus tricolor (Joseph's coat), 1041 nucleotides long. Its product is annotated as probable WRKY transcription factor 70. The coding region runs from base 7 to 945 and encodes 312 amino acids. Gene Ontology annotation, molecular function: sequence-specific DNA binding; DNA-binding transcription factor activity. The transcript is spliced from 3 exons. Gene Ontology annotation, biological process: regulation of DNA-templated transcription. The record is from RefSeq and is a predicted model, not a curated record. NCBI's taxonomy places the organism in Eukaryota, Viridiplantae, Streptophyta, Magnoliopsida, Caryophyllales, Amaranthaceae.
AAAAAAAUGGAAGCAGAAAUGCCAUUAUUAUGGGGGGAUACUCCUAAUAUUAAUCAACUUUCACAAAAGUGUGAUGAGAUAAUUGAAGCUUUUACACAGGCUAAACUACAACUUGCUUUUUUAGCUCAAUUACAAUUUGAUGAUCAUCAUAAUGUUCUUCCUCAUCACCAUCUUUCCUUUCAACAUUUGCUUAAAGCAAACGAUGUUGCAGUGAAGGAUACUGACAGUGCGGGAAUUCGGAUUGGUGGGAGUUCUGGCUCAGCUUCUGCUCAUCAUCUGCCAAAGAAAUCUAACAAGUCUUCAUCAAGAAAUGACGUGAACAGAAGGGUGAGAGUGGCAGCUCCCACGGUAGGAAAUACAGAUAUCCCACCAGAAGAUAAUUUCACUUGGAGAAAAUAUGGUCAAAAAGAGAUUCUAAAUGCUAGAUUUCCUAGAAGUUACUAUCGUUGUACCCACCAAAAACUAUACAAUUGUCCCGCCAAAAAACAAGUACAAAGACUAGAUGAUGAUCCAUCCACCUACGAUAUUCUGUACCGUGGAGAACAUACUUGUCAUAUGUCCAAUUCUGCUCCUUCAAUCCCACCCCAACCAAUUCAUCAUCAAGAUGAUCAUAUCAUCUUUCCUGAUCUUCAACAAUCAAUCGCAAACGUCGUCGUUUCUUCUCCAUUAUUUCCUCCAUGGCAGCUCUCCUUAGAUGAUCUUAACAGACCUUCUAACACUGAAGGAACACUCACUGUUACAGGCAGCAUUUUAUUUGAUCAUCCCCAACAGCAGCAACAAGAUGAUCAUAGAUCAUCAUCACUAAAUCAUCAUAGUUUUGAUCUGAUUGAUAAUCAAAUUGAAUCUGCGUUUGAUUCAUGGAUUAAUGUGUUUAAUACUGGCAGCAGUAGCAGCAACACCAUGGACGUUGCUUUCAUUCAUCCUGAUGAUAAAAAUGAUCAAUAACUAGUCAAUUAUCUUAAUUUUUCUUAAUCCGCUGAAAAUAAACUCAUUUAUUAUUUAUUUUUUAAUAAAUUCAUCUAUUAGAGAUACUUGCUAAAA